This is a messenger RNA of Acromyrmex echinatior (Panamanian leafcutter ant), 2087 nucleotides long. RefSeq lists its product as uncharacterized. NCBI's taxonomy places the organism in Eukaryota, Metazoa, Arthropoda, Insecta, Hymenoptera, Formicidae. The record is from RefSeq and is a predicted model, not a curated record.
AUCAGAAAUGAACUCGCUGACAUCAUUUCUGCAACAUUUAUCUUAACACUCAAAGUUUCUUGUGUCACGAGUGCACUAUAAAUAGGUUGUAUGCUCUUCGGCCACGAUAGUCGAUUGAUCUAGCCAGAAAGAAUCAACUGAGUUUCUGUCGAUUCACUUGCAUCCAUGUAAGUGCAAAAUAACGAUGUUCGCGUCCCGCUUUCUGGCCUCACACUGAUUGUACAUACAUUGACCGCCACGUCAUUUAUCCGUAACAGAAACAAACUGGUAUGAUUAGAGUUUUCCCUGAUGUUAUUAUAUUUUGAAAUACAUCUUAUACGUUACGAAUGAAAUAAGGAAAACGAUUAGUUUAUCUAAUACGAUAUGCAUGAACGAAUCAUAAUCAGCGAGGAGCCCACCAACAAGUUCUCUCCUUACUAUGAUAUAAAGUAGCGACGCUUCACAACAUAAUGACAGUUAAUGCUAGAACAUACACGCGAGUGAACGUUAGGAAGUUACAAAUACAUAUACAUCGAAGAGCCUCGAGAUACAUGAUAUUGGUGACUAAACAACGUCCAAUCUACAUAAAAGAAGACUUAACCUCAGUUUCCAAGAAAUUCCACGUAGCAAAUACGUACAAUGAAAACGCUCGACAUGCUCCCUGUUAAAAAUAUAGACACAUUGUUAAUGCAAACGUAUGGCUCUAAUUUUCGAAUACACGAUGUGGAAUGGAAACAUUUAACAGAUCCGGGAGAAAACUUUGGUAGUAUAAUACUGGCUGUCACUAUCAACGCCGAGCACAAUGAUAAGAAGAGAACUCUAAAUGUGGUUGUCAAACUACCGCCAAGGUCAGCGUAUUUGCUAGAGUUGUUUGAUAGCCCAUUAACAUUCAAGAAGGAAUUGGAAUUUUAUAGCAUGGUAGCACCAGAAUUUUUGAAGUUGCAAAAUGAAAGCGGAAUCCCUCGGGAAUCCCUAAGCGUCAUCGUACCACAAUUUUUAGGCGGUAGAUUAGGUUUACGAGAUCCGCAGUGUUUCGAUGAACAGGCCGCCAUCGUUUUAGAAAAUCUAAAGACACACAAUUAUAUAACGCAAGACCGAAUUGUAGGUCUAGACAAAGUGCACAUGAAUUUUGCGAUCAAUCAUUUAGCCAAGCUACACGCCAUAGCAAUCGGUCUGAAGCUCAAGAAACCCGAAUUCUUCAAAAAAAUGGUAUUAUCUUGUCUAGAAUUCAACUUACAAGAAGCCACGGAAAAAGCGUCGGUAGAUAUGGUACAGAAGGCGCAUAAUGAUUAUAAAAAUAUGGAAGAAGCAAAAGCUUAUCUGGAUAGAAUCGAGAAAACAAUCGAAUAUGGAUUUACACAAACUGUAACGCCAGAAGAACCGUGGGCGACACUAGUGCAUAAUGAUUUUUGGGUAAAUAACAUGAUGUUCAAAUACGAUGAGUCAAAUAAGCCGAUCAAUAUGAAAAUUGUGGAUUUCCAAUUGACAGUCUACGACUACGGUGUAAACGACCUCAUAUUUUUCCUCAUAUCAAGUUCCCAGAAGGAGGUACUCGACAAUCAUUUUGACGAUAUGAUUGAUUUUUAUUACGACUCUUUUAUCGAGAGUUUAAAAUCGCUAAAUUUAGACACAAACGCAUUUCCCAAGAGUCAAUUUAUAGAGCAAUUGAAUCAAUGUGCACCCAUCAAAUUUAACCAGUGUAUCAUGAUGGUGCAAGUAAUACAAGCAGCGCGUGGCUCCGUUUCACAAACGGCGGCCGAAGAUGCAGACGAAUGCGUUUUUACAGGUGGAAUCGAUGAUGAUAAUUAUAAACAAAAAAUGUUGCACGUCUUAUAUAUGUUCGAUCGAAAGGGAUGGCUUGUAAAAUGAUGACGUAAAUUUCUAUUCAUAGUAAAUUAAUCCUUUAGAAAGUCUUUCUAUUUCUUGAUAUAAAAAUAAUUUGUAUAAUUCUGUGUAGUAAGAUGAACAAUCGUCCAAAAUUAGAUGACACAAUCUCAAAAUUUAACUCUCCAUCUCACUUUAUAACGCAUCCCAAAUUUUGUCCCAAAUUAAGAACAUAAUUAUGAAUUGUCUUUCUUUGAGAAUAAUAAGUAAAAAUAAUAAAUGUG